Molecule: messenger RNA, 2433 nt
Organism: Fundulus heteroclitus (mummichog)
Lineage: Eukaryota; Metazoa; Chordata; Actinopteri; Cyprinodontiformes; Fundulidae
Product: 5-hydroxytryptamine receptor 2B-like
Exons: 3
Coding region: 192-1592 (466 amino acids)
Biological process (GO): chemical synaptic transmission; vasoconstriction; smooth muscle contraction
Cellular component (GO): plasma membrane; dendrite
Molecular function (GO): neurotransmitter receptor activity; G protein-coupled serotonin receptor activity
Source: RefSeq, a predicted model, not a curated record
CCCCUCCAAACCCGGCGUCCCUUUCAGAGACCUUCUUCUUCUGCUCAGGGUGACGAUGCGCCUCGUGCUCCGACCCUGAGCGGCUCCAGCAGACCCCUGCGCCUUUGCUUGCGGGACCCAGUGACCAUGCUGACCGAGCGUCCGACAGCAGAGAGAUCAGAGCCACCGCCCACGCUCCGGCCCGCCGUAUCAUGUCCCAGCAGCUCGGCAACGGUUCCCACGCAGGCGAGCCGCCCGAGGCCCCGCUGAGGUGGGCCGCGCUGCUCAUCGUCCUGGUCAUCGUCCCGACCAUCGGAGGAAACAUCCUGGUCAUCCUGGCCGUGUCGCUCGAGAGGAAGCUGCAGAACGCCACCAACUACUUCCUGAUGUCGCUCGCCGUCGCCGAUCUGCUGGUGGGAGUCCUGGUGAUGCCCAUCGCACUCGUCACGAUCCUUUACAACUCUAGGUGGCCCCUGCCGGAUUUCCUCUGCCCCAUCUGGCUCUUCCUAGAUGUGCUCUUUUCUACGGCGUCCAUCAUGCACCUCUGCGCCAUCUCCUUGGAUCGCUACAUCGCCAUCAAGAGGCCCAUCCAACACAGCCAGUACAAAUCCAGAGCCAAAGCGCUGGCCAAGAUCGCACUCGUUUGGCUCAUAUCGAUCGGUAUCGCGAUCCCAAUCCCAAUAAAGGGGCUGAGGAACCUUCACAACAACAUCACCUUCAACGGCAACCACACGUGCCUGCUGAAACCAGACACCUUCUCAGAGUUCAUCAUCUUCGGCUCCCUGACGGCGUUCUUCAUCCCUCUGACCAUCAUGAUGAUCAUCUACCUGCUCACCGUGCAAGUGCUGCGCAAGAAGGUCUACCUGCUGCGGUCCAAGGUGUCCCAGCGCUUCAGCUCCUCGCCCAUCUCCACGGUUUUCCAAAGCGACCCGGCCUUGGCUUCGCCUCAGGCCGAGCAAACGAACAUGCUGGACGUCCGGCUCUCCCGGCUCCAGGACAAGCCGAGCGCGGGGACGAUGGGCGCUCCCACGGAGAAGGAAAUAUCCUUCCGCAGGAUGUCGACGAUGGGCAAGAAGUCCAUGCAGACCUUGAGCAACGAGCAGCGCGCCUCCAAGGUGCUGGGCAUCGUCUUCCUGCUGUUUGUCGUCAUGUGGUGCCCGUUUUUCAUAACAAACAUCACCUCCGCCCUGUGCUCCGGCUGCGUGGAGACGGUCGUUUCCCGCCUGAUGGAGAUCUUCGUGUGGGUCGGUUACGUGUCGUCGGGGAUUAACCCCCUGGUCUACACGCUUUUCAAUAAGACCUUCAGGGAGGCGUUCGCGCGUUACAUCACCUGCGACUACAAGAGCUGCACCACCAGAGACAGGCAGGGGCGGCAGCUCGGCCCGAGCACCGCCGACUGGACCCUCACCAGCCUCUCGUUUAAAUCCUCCGUGGCCGAGAACUCCAAGCUGUUCAUGAAGCGGGGAAUGAGGAACGGCAUCGGACGAGUGAGCUACCAGAGUCCUCUGCGGUGCCAGCAGGCGACGCAGCCACCAGGGGGCGUCCUGCUGAACACCAUCCUCUUGGCUGAGAACGAGGACUUCAGGCAGGAAGAGCACGUAAGCUGCGUAUAAAUGCAAAGACGAACUCUUUAAAACACGACACGGUUUUACGGUGCGUGUUCGAUCUCAAAGGGCCGCCUGUAAGGAACGCUGCACGGUGACGAGGAAACAAAACCUACGGUGCCUCGCAGGAAGGGGUUCCUACACCCUUUGACGUUUCGUCAUGUUACAACCACAAACUUUAAAAGGUGUUUUAUUUGGAUAUCAUAUAAGCGACCAUCUCAAAGGGUAGUUAUAAAGCGACAGGAAGGAUAUUUGAAAGUGUUUUACAAAUAAAAACCUGUAAAAAAAAAAAAAAAGAAUCUGGACUUGUUUAAGCCUGAAAAUGCUUUGCUGUAAACCAACUGCGGCUCCGGCUGCAUGUUUAGAGUGGUUCUGCUGGAAAGUGAACGUGAAAAACUCGAAUCUUUUUCAGCCUCUAAAUUGCUUUCCUCCAGAAUUAUCCCAUUAUUUAGCUCCAUCUACCGUCAAAUCAACUUUCCCCUUCCUGCUAUAGAAUCGUCCCUGACGUAUAGGAGUAGCACCAUCAAGUUUCACCCCAAAAGAUGGGGUGGUUUCAGGGUGAUCUACAGUCUUAGUUUUUUUCUUACAGUGUCCUGCAUAUGUAGGCCUAAAAGUUCAACAUUGGUCUCAUUUGAUCAGAGCAUCUGUUUCCACAGGGCUGUGUUGUGUCCCCUACAUGGUUUGAAGCAAACUUCAAACGGGACAUUUUAUGGUUUUCUUCUUCAUCCUGGGUCAAAAGGUCAGAUUUAUGGUGUAUAAGAGCAACAGAUGAGCUGUCGAUAUCUGUAGCUCCUCCAGAGUAACCAUAAGACUAACGUUAAGCUUUGGUAAUACUGCAGCUGUGACUUCU